Messenger RNA from Onthophagus taurus, 5237 nucleotides. RefSeq names its product Src homology 2 domain-containing protein sprint (gene spri). Gene Ontology annotation, biological process: vesicle-mediated transport; signal transduction. Gene Ontology annotation, cellular component: endocytic vesicle; cytosol. The record is from RefSeq and is a predicted model, not a curated record. Gene Ontology annotation, molecular function: guanyl-nucleotide exchange factor activity; small GTPase binding. Lineage: Eukaryota; Metazoa; Arthropoda; Insecta; Coleoptera; Scarabaeidae.
UUGAUUUUGUUGCGUCCCUUUUACAAGAUAAAUAAAGAGUUGCUCUUGAGUAAAGAGGGUUUAGGACCUACUCCACUCUAAAAAUAAAAACCUUCUUCGUCGCCCCAUUGACGGGAAAAAGUAAAGGGAUCUCAAACAGUACGAAAAGUGUUGUCGCUUGGAUGAUUUCAAGUGGAAUAACAUCUACCGGAUGAACGUGGCAUUCCUUGAGAAGACAUCGUGCAGAGGCCGAGGGGCAGAAUCCUGAUCGGUCUUCGUGACCUUGGAGCUGGUUUAUCUAUAGACCAACCAGUUGCUGUGGUCAACUGCCUCUUCAUUCUUAGUCUUGAACAAAGAGUUAACCGGUGAAAGUGAAUGUGCGCUAACAACAAAACUCUAUUUCUCGGAUUUUAAUGGAUAAGAAAAAUUUUUAUCGUUUUGCGAUAAGCUUAACUCAGUUAUUAUGAAGUGUUUAGAGACUAGUCAUACAUUCGACCGCCGACGAGUAACAUGGAUGACGAGGAACCUUUAACUCCGGCGGUCAAAUCCGCCGUUAAUUUCUUUAACAGUUUAAAUAAAUCGUCGCGACAAAAAACCGAAAACAUGAAAUUCGAUGAUGUUAAGUUUAAACAAAAAUAUAAAGGUGGUAGUAGUGAGUUACUUAUCGAGAAUAAACCGGAUUUAAUCAUUGAAGUGAGUAACGUUAAUAAGAUUAAUAAACCGCAACCUAAUCCGAAACCGAAAUUAAUAAAAUCGGGUAAACCGCAACAAGAUGAUUCACAAAUUCUCGAGAAUAAUAAUAAAAAUCUUGAUGAAGCGAUUAGAAAUUUACAACAAGCAACGGAGAGCAUUAAAUCGUUUAAAACGAACGUGGAACACAAAAUUAAAAUCGAAUCAAAAAAACAGACUUUAACUAGCUUUUCGAACAUAUCAUCUAGCAAAGAAAACUUAAUUGUAACCGAAUCAAAACCAAAACCACCAACAAAACCAACUUUCCUCAAUAAACCUCAAGAACAUUUAAAAAUCUCAAAAAGCGUCGAUGAUAUUAUUUUUAAAAGAAACCUUGAAGAUACCAUUAAAUACACCGAAUUUCGAAUCCAACAAAGUUUCCAAAGUCUAUUAGACUUCGAUGAUAAACCAGAUUCUGCAAAAGAAAGAGAACAAUUCGUUGAAGCGUUUAAAAAAUCUAAUAAAGAUAAUGAAGGUAAUGAUAAUAACGAUAAUAAGAAAACCGAUUUUAAAAGUAGCAAUAAAGUCCUACGUAAAACGCGAAAACCUCUCACAGUUUUAAAAAAAAUCAAUAAAAAUCAAAGUGCUAAAAAUACCGCUUGCGGUGGUGAAGUGCAACCGUAUGAUACUUAUGUGAUAAAAUGUCAUCAUUUUAAGGAUGGCGUCGAUUUUAAUAAUGUUAAUGUUAGUGGGGAUGAAGGGAAAAGGGUGGAGAAGAAAGCGUCGUUAAGAAAAAAAGGGAUUUAUAAAAAAAUCCAAGUUAAUAUGGACCAAAAAACAAGAAGUGAUGUCUUUUUGGAACAACAUUUUCAAGGAUUGGGUGAUCGUCCAAACCCAUCCGUUGCAACUUCUUCACCAUCAACUCCUCCUCUUUUAAAUGUAGCACCAUUUUUCCUCCCAGCGACUCCAUCUCGAUCACCAUCGAGGGAAUCAUUAAUCUCUUCAAAUGGUGGAUCGGAAGCUGGGAGCGAAGAUAGUGGUGAUACCGGAUAUGGUGCAGCUUGCGAUAUUGGAUUAGUAGAAAGAUUGAUAAGAUCCCACCCGAUUUGGUUUUUACCCGGAAUUCAACGUGCUGGAGCGUUCCACUUGUUACAAGGAAAAGAAGAGGGUUGUUUCGUGGUGAGACAAUCAUCCCAAGCGGACACAAUGGCGCUCUCAGUGCGAUUACCACCGGAUAAGGGCCCAUACAUUGAACAUUAUUUAAUACAAUCCAGCAGCGGGAAAUUAGGGUUAGAAACCAGCGAGAACCGGUUCGAUAACAUGCCGGCUUUGAUAGCACAUUACGCAAACUGCUGUGAUGAACUUCCCGUGCAAUUAUCUUUGCCGAAAGCAAUUCGAGAAGCCAAAUCUCGCCAACAACUUUCAUCUUUCGCCCUCCUCGGACAAGAAUUUUGGAGGUACAGCCCUCCACCAUCAGCUUCUUCGAGUCCCGACGCGGAUUUAGUUUUAAAUUUAAACCCGUUAAUGAGCAGUUUUAAACCCGCAGAACCAUCGACACCAGUCGUUAAAGAUAAACCAACAAGACCAAACACGCUAAAUUUAAUCAAUAACUUGGAUAAACCCGAAGUGGGAAUCGGAGUCAAAGUCCUACCAUCAUUUAAAAACGAAAAAACACCCCCCGCGCCGCCCCCAAGAUGGUCUAAACCAACAACCCCACAAAACAAUUACACAGUAACAACAACAGUAACAUUUAGCGUCAAUUCAUCACAAAAUAUUAGCCCAGAACAUGAAAUCGUUUGCGACCCGAAAAGAAUGUCACCGGAAGGACAAACAUCAACGAUGUCUUCUAAAGGAAGUUUAAGGAGAGGACCCGAACAUGUGACAUCACCAAACGGCUCCGUUUUAUCGCCAAAUUCAGACCCAAGUUUAAUGUCACCGGACACUUUAUCGCCGCUUUCAAUUACAAAAACUAGUAGAGGAAGUAAAAGAGGGAAACAAAAAAUUUCUAAACACUACCAAGAAAGCGAUAUUUUAGAUUCACCAACUGUUUACUACACAAGCGCCGUCGGUGAUAAAAUCAGCGAUUACGAAGAUUUAUGGACGAACGAAAACCACAAGAAUAAAAAUUUAGCCUCACCUGAUUUACUUCAACACACACCGACGGUUUUAUCGUUAAAUAACAACAUUUUAAGUCCGACCGAGUCGACGAACUCGCACACCAGCUCAUCGGUUACUCCUAAUAACAGUAACUUAAAGGACGGCGAAACCCCGUCUCCGAAACAAGGUAGCCCUUUUUAUGCGGAACCCGCGGAUUCUUUGGCUCAAAACGUAGCGGUUCCGAGGAGGAUUUUUCCUACGAGAAAUACCGUGCAAAUGCAACAGAGACAUUCGAAUCCAGCCGUUUUACACUCGCACGGUUUAGUCAGUCCCGGAUUUGAAAGAGUCGAAGAAUUUUCGGGAAUGUCGUCGAGCGUUGAUAAUCUUAGUCCGAAACCGAGAAUUUCUAUUAAAAAACCAGAAGUUAAACCUGUGAUGCCUCCAUGUAUAAAACCUAAAAAUACCGAUACUUGGCAAGUUGAUAAUAGUUGGAAGUUUGUAGAACAACCAGAAGUUAGUGUAGAUUCAAGCGAACCAGAUUACGACACUGAUUGGCCAGCGACAAUUCCAAAUUUUCAUUUAAUGCCUUUUGAGCGGGAAAAUAGUGAUAGAAGGAUUAGUAUACAGGAGAUGAUUUCAAAGAAAUUUCCUGAUAUAAGAAUGUCGGCUGAUACAACAGACGAAGAAUUAGAAUGUAGAAUGUCAGCUUAUGAUAAUGUGGAUGAUCGAAGAGUUCCAAGAGCUCCUCCAUCAGAAAUAAGCGAAUUAACCGAGUUUUCUGAUCCUUGGGCAGAAAUAACACAUAGUGUAUCAAAUACUGAGACGGAAGAUAUAAGUUUUUCCGAACCACAGUCAACGAAAUCACCGCCAAUAACACGAACGAAAAGCUUUAAAGACCGAUUAGAUCCACUUCUCUCUGCUCCUAGACUUCAAGCUUUAAGAAGUAGAGAUCAAGGAGAUUCGAGAGCAGUUGGGGCAGCGAUUAGAAAUUAUGCCUUGGAAUUAGCCAAUGAUAAAUCAACAACUUUUGCUCAAAACAUCGAUAAUUUUAUAGCGUGUACUAAAGAAUCUAGGGAAGAUAGUCCACAGAUUGUUAUGAGAAAUAUGAGACAAUUUAUGUCUGGAAUGAAGAAUUAUUUGGUUAAACACGGCGAAAAAGGCUUUGACAAAGAAGUCGAAAGGGAAAGAAACAAAUUAAAAUCGACCGAGUUUUUAAAUUUAGACGCAAUUUUAGAGGGAGUUUUACACUGUUUAGUCGUUUCGCCACUUAAAAAUCACCUCCAUAAAUUGUUUAUUGAUAAAUACACCAAAACCGGAGCUAUCGUACUUUUAGCUGAAAACAUUAAGUACGCUAUGACGAGGCCGACAUCAGAACUUGCCAUAAAACCCAAAAUAACUCUACCGAAUGAUGCAGCUCUCCAAACGAUUCAACAAUAUUUAAAUCGUCUUCAAGCUGCUGAUUCUCCUUUAGAAAAACUCGAAUAUCUUUUAGCAGCCAUCGCUGCUAUUUUUAACUCGGUAAAAACAACCCAACUUACUGGUUCUGGAAGAAAUAUGACUUUAGGAGCUGAUGAUUUUCUUCCAUUAUUCGUUUGGGUGCUUGUAAAAACUAAUUUUGUUGCUGCUGAAAUCGAAGCUGAAUAUAUGUGGGGUUUAUUACAUCCCGCUUUAUUAUCAGGAGAGGGAGGUUAUUAUCUUACGACGUUAUCUUCAGCAGUACAUGUACUUAAAAACUUUAAAGAAAGCAGUGAAGAAAACUUUAAGAACAAUUUGAAAACAGAUGUGAGUGUACUCAAAUCCGUAUUAAAAGUAGUCGUCCCUGAUGAACUACACGGCUCAAUUUUAACAAAAACACUUCCUGCUAGGCCCCACAUGACCACGAAAGAAGUUUGUAAGAUAAUUGCUCAUAAGGCAAGGAUAACAAAUCCGCAGGAUUACGCCUUGUAUCGAUUAGUAGAUGGAGAAGAAACUCUUUUGGGCGAUAACGAAUGCCCACAAGAAUUUAUGAUGUGUGAAGGAAAACAUGUGAUGCUUGCCUAUAAAAGGAUCGACGCGAAAAUCGCUUGGCCCAAGCAACAAACUAACUAGUACUAGUCAUUUCUUUAUUAUAAUAUCAUACCGGCUGUUUGAUGUGUAAUUAAUUUUAAAAUUUGGAGAAAAAAUAACGCCACAUUUUUAAUCUAAGACACCUGUUAUUAAUUUAUAACAGAUAAAGUAAAAUUUUAACUUUUCGUACUCCUUGUAUAUAUUAGUUUAGAAAUUGUAAUACACCAUAAAAUAUAUAUACGGACAAAAAAAUUUGUAUAACCCCGUAUGGUAACAAAAAAGUGUGACGCUCAGUGUUUUUAUAUCGUUCUGUAGCGUAGAUCAACCUCCCCCAGUAUUUAUUAUUACCGUUUUUAUUAUCUAUCUAAAAAAAGCGGUUCAUCUUCCGCUAUGUAUCGAAAGACUAAAACGAAUAAACAAAAACUUUUUUGUAUUUAUUAUCAUAA